AUGGCCCUGAGAGUCGUCGUUCGUCCGCGACGCCGCCCGCCGCCGCACAUCGACCGCGCGCGAGAGCGCGAUGACCGAGCGACUCGAGCCCGCGGGCCCGUGCCACCCGUGCCCGAAGACGCGCCUCGGAGGACGGCAGAACGACCUCCCGGACGAGUACUGCAGCGCGUCCACGUGCGUCCGCGCAGGCGUCCUCGCGCGAUCGAUCUCGCGCGUCCACUCGCAUCUCGCGUCGUCGUCGCGUCCUCUCAAACCGCGCGUAGUUUUGAAACGUCGCGUCGCGUCGCGUCGCCGUCGCCGUCGGUCGUCCCGGCCGAUCCCCGACGCUCCUCUCUCUCUCUCCCCCCCCGCAUCUCGCGCCGCAGGAAGAGCGGGAGGCCGUGCGCGAAGCGCAAGGACCCGAGCUGCGCGCUUCCGUUCUGCGCGCACCACAGGGAGAGGGGCGACGGCGCGUUCAGGGUCGUCCCGCAUCCGACCGCGGGCAGCGUCCUCGUCGCCAACUUCGACGUCCCCAAGGGCUACAGGGCCGUCUUCUGGGGCACGCGGAAGCGAUGGCGCGACACGGAGAACAAAGAGGGCGGCGACUACGCGAUGGCGUUCCGCUCGAACGGCGGCGUGAUCGACCCGACGACGCACAAGACCGGGUCUCAGCUGCAGUUCAUGUCGUGCCCCGGUCCGAACGAGCGGAUGAACAUGCGGCACACGGACUUCUUCUUCGGCGCGACGAGAGAGGUCGGCCUCGUCGGGCGGCAGUUCGUCGUCACCGAGGACGUUCCGAAGAACCACCAGUUUCUGAUAUGGUACGGAUCGCAGUGGUUCACCGCGCGAGGGAUCGAUCGCAUCGACGUCGGGACGAAGAGAUACCCGGUGUCGUCGUUGAAGAGGACGACGCACAGCUGUGCGACCGCGGCGGGGGCGUCCUCCGCGGGAGACGACGACGCCGGCGCGGGGGCGAAGGGGACGAAGAAGGCGAAGCGGCGCGCGCUCGAGGACCUGAGCAACGGCGGCGGGAAGAAGGGCAAGGCGAGGUCGAGCGCGACGGCGACGGCGUGA
This is a messenger RNA of Micromonas pusilla CCMP1545, 1053 nucleotides long. RefSeq lists its product as uncharacterized. Bases 1 to 1053 code for a protein of 350 amino acids. The transcript has a single exon. NCBI's taxonomy places the organism in Eukaryota, Viridiplantae, Chlorophyta, Mamiellophyceae, Mamiellales, Mamiellaceae. The record is from RefSeq and is a predicted model, not a curated record.